AUGGCGGAUUGGGCAGGAUUGCCCCAUGACCUCCUUGUUCUGAUUGCGAAUCGUGUUAAAGUGAUUGAAGAUUUCGUUGCUUUCAGUUGUGUUUGUAAUUCAUGGCGAAUAGCUUCUACCAAGGACAAUUUCGAUAUGCUUUCUCCUCAACUUCCUCUGCUAAUGCUUCCCGAUGACGAUGAAAAUACUUAUUAUCGAGAAUUUUCCUCUCUUUCCAAAGGUAAAGUUUCGCGGAGAUUAUAUCUUCCUGAUCUUAGAGGGCAGGAUUGUUUUCCAACUGAUCAAAUGGGAUGGCUUCUAAUCCAAUCAUUAGACGGAGAAGGAGAAGAGGUAUAUUUGUUCAAUCCUUUUUCGGCUACCAAAAUUCAUCUUCCUAAUCAAUUCGCGUUAAUAGCUUUACAGAGUCCUGACGACUUCUUAAUUGAAGAACCCGAGUUCUAUCGCUACAUCAAACGGGCAACGCUAUCUGCAAAUCCAUCUGUUACAUCUGAUUAUGUAGUCGUAAUUUCAUAUAACACAGAUGUUAAUCAUUUGGCUUAUUGGUUACCUGGAGAUAUCAAUUGGACUUUGUUUGACAUGGAUAUAAGACCAAGACAUGGUGGAGUGUGCAAUAUGACUUACUACAAUGGCAAAUUUUAUCUUCUUACUUGGGGAGCUGAAAUAUUCGUUGUUGAUGUCCAAAGUCAUGAUAGACGCGUAGAGUCGCGAUUGAUUUAUCUUAACGAUAACAAAGACUUAUUUCGACAUUCAAUUCAGUACUAUCUAGCUGGGGUAAACGAUGUGCUCUUGUUUGUUGCCAAAUUUGGUAGAUAUCGUUCAGAAGAUGAUGGUUCAAUAGAUACUUGCAAAUGUGAAGUAGAUGAAAUGAAGUGUAGAUUGAAACGGAUUGAUAACUCGGGAGAUUCAACCAUUUUUUUGGGUCUUAACGGAGCAACUUCCAUCGAUUCCACCAAAUGA
Molecule: messenger RNA, 957 nt
Organism: Solanum lycopersicum (tomato)
Lineage: Eukaryota; Viridiplantae; Streptophyta; Magnoliopsida; Solanales; Solanaceae
Source: RefSeq, a predicted model, not a curated record